Molecule: messenger RNA, 1728 nt
Organism: Ochotona curzoniae (black-lipped pika)
Lineage: Eukaryota; Metazoa; Chordata; Mammalia; Lagomorpha; Ochotonidae
Product: A disintegrin and metallopeptidase domain 3-like
Biological process (GO): binding of sperm to zona pellucida; proteolysis; cell adhesion
Cellular component (GO): plasma membrane
Molecular function (GO): metalloendopeptidase activity
Source: RefSeq, a predicted model, not a curated record
AUGUCCCUCAAAAAUGAACAAAAGAUCAUACAGGAAGUACAAAAACUCAUCACAAAACUCUUCAGAGACAAUGAGAAAAGAUGGCAAGUUUUGGAGGUAUUUAAAGAAUAUAUCACCACAGAGAUAAAAUCUAUAAACAAGCCCCAAACUGAAGACCUUGAGAACACAACAGAAACCCUCAACAAUGGCAUGGAUGCUGCAGAACAAAGAAUAUCAGAUUUGGAGGAUAACCAAUUUGAGAAAACACAAUUAGACAUAGGGAAGAGAAUGAAUGAAGUUUUCAUCAUGCCUGUCAUGUCACACAGCUGUCUGAUUGUCACCAUUUUACUAGAUAGUGCAGAUGUAAGGGUAAAAUUGCUGCAGAGAUCAUUUCUACAUCCAAAUUUUCUGAUUUAUUCAUACAACAAAUCAAGAACAGUAUACAUAGAUACUGCAUUGUUAAAGACGCAUUGCUUUUACCAGGGACAUGCUGCUGAGAUUCCAAAAUCAGCUGUGAUUGUCAACACCUGCUUUGGCCUCAGAGGAUUAUUGCAGUUGGAUAAUGUCACCUAUGGAAUAGAACCAUUGGAAUCUUUGAUAACAAAUGAGCACAUGAUUCAUCAAAUAAGGAUGAAUGAAGCUGGUUAUUCCUCCCUACAAGAAAUUUACUCCUUAGGCAAGAAUGCACUGCAUUUUUACAGCAUUAUAGUCAAGUCACAUAAAGAUUUAGAUGUUGCAUUUCCAAAAAGGACUUUGAGAACGCACAUUGUUAUGGAUAAAUCCAUGUGUGACUUUAUGGGCUCUGAAGUGGUACUUUCAGCUGAAAAAAUUAUCUACAUGUUUGGUCUUAUUAAUGCUAUGUUUUCCAAGGUCAACAUCACCAUUAUGCUGUCCUCUCUGGAGCUCUGGUCAGAUGGAAAUAAGAUUUCAACAAAUGGGGAUGCUGAGGAAAUACUACAGAGAUUUCUGUCAUGGAAACAAAAACCCCAUGAGAUGUCUUACUUAUUAAUUUAUAGGGAACAUGCUGCUUUUGUGGGAACAACAUAUCAUGGAAUGGCAUGUGAUCCAAAGUUUGCCACAGGAGUUGCUCUGUAUCCAAAGAUGUUAACUUUAGAGGCAUUUUCAGUUGUUAUGGCACAAUUGAUUGGGAUUAAUCUGGGAUUAUCAUAUGAUAAAAUCCAUACUUGUGGCUGUUCAGGAACUACAUGUGUGAUGAACCCCACAGCAAUAUGGUCCAGUGGUGUAAAGUUAUUUAGCAGUUGCAACAUAGAAGAUUUCAAACAUUCCGUGUCACAGCCUGAAUUUGCAUGUCUUCAGAAAGAGAAUGUUCCGAAAGUUGCUUACCAAGGAAUACUUUCAACUUGUGGCAAUGGAAUUUUGGAAGGAAAUGAGCAAUGUGAUUGUGGUAUUCCAUCGCAUUGUACUCACCCAAGAUGCUGUAAUGCUGAAGAAUGUACUCUGAUUGGAUUUGCUGAGUGUGGCACUAGCCAAUGCUGUGAUAAAGCAACCUGCAUGAUUGCCAAAAGGGGAACACCAUGUAGGGAAAGUCAAGACUUAUGCGAUUUUCCAGAAUAUUGCAAUGGAACGUCUGAAUUUUGUGUACCUGAUAUGAAAGCUGCCGACUAUCAACAAUGUGAUAAUAAAACUGCAUUUUGUUUGGAAGGAAAAUGCAGAAGUCUAGAAAGACAGUGCUCACAACUAUUUGGAAUAUUUAUUUCAUGGUUUCUGGAUGCAGAUUUAGGUCCUUGA